AUGCCCAAGAGCAGGGGUAACGUGCGCUCAUACAGUGGCUGUAUCACUUGCCGGCAGCGAAAACUGAAGUGUGAUGAAAAGCAGCCGAUCUGUCAGAAUUGUAUCAAGAGUUCGCGGGACUGUCUCUAUAUUGAGAGAGCCGUCUUUCGCACCUUUGGCAGCAGCGCAAACUCGAAUAGGAAAACAAGUCUCAAGGUCAACCGUUGCGAACCAUUUGAUGAGGACCAGAUUUGGUUAGACGUUCCCAAGGAUUUAAAAUUCGUGAACAUUGAAGACCCAUAUGAACCUGACUCCACGGAUGUCUAUCAAGGCGAGGUGGAAGAGCCAUGCCAAGAGGCGGCACAAAAUGCAGACGCGAGGAGUUCAACUUCGGCUCAUGACCAAACAGACGAAGCUUCAAACUGUCACGGGGUCAGUCCCUCACAGAAUUUCCCAGCAUCUCCGCAUGAACAUGAAGAUGAGCCGCUAUCAAUUGCUCAGCUUAACAAUGGUCUGAACGGCAACCUUUUGUCUUUACAAUUAUUGCGACACUUCAAGGAAGGGCCCGGCCAAUGGAUGGACACUUUUGAUACUGGGGCCUACUUCUCACACAAGGUUACAGUUAUGGCCACCACAAAGCCACUCCUUAAAUCUGCUGUGUGCGCUCUGGCGGCGAAACACUUGGGUCACUGUCAAAACAUCGCAAAGGGGCGGUCUGCGGAGCAGCCAGAGGGCAGACACAGGGCCAUCUCGACACUCGAGAGCACUGUUGAUUGGCAGUAUCAAUCCGCCAAGCACUAUGACUGCGCCAUCAAGCAUCUGAAAAUCGCUAUCAAUCGGGGAGCAUUCGAGACCGAUGAUGCCGAUAAAGAGGAACUGUUUGCUUCCAUCACCAUACUUUGCACUUAUGAGCUAAUGGAUGCACCAGGCACAGCUUGGAGUGCUCAUCUUAGUGCGCUGCCGCUUUUCAGUCCUGGAUUUGCCUCUGAGUCACUCUUGGGCUCCCCGAUCGCCAUUCCUAGAGCAGCUGUGUCUGGGCCUAUCUUUUGGAGCUUGGCGAGACAAGAUCUGCUUUGUUCUUUUAUCAGUGAGACACAAACACGGCUGGAUCUGAAGGAUAUUCGUCUGUGGCAGAACGCUGGUCUUGUCACCGACGAACACGGAUCACUGAUGCCCUUUUACAUCUCCAAUGCUGCCGACGUGGAGGAGGAUACAAAGAGCAACGAGCUAGUUUGGCUUCUGGGCAAGAUUGCGAACCACAUCGCAGCUGGAGAUGCCCUAGAUCCAAAACACUAUGCUCUUCCACCGGGUCAGCGACCGCUUGUUGGUGUGACACAAGAGCAAUUGAUCGAGAGAUGGAAUAUCCUGACCAGAGAGCUUCAGAACUGGCGCUGUACACUACCGGCGAGCUUCAACCCAAGUGCCCGAACCAGUGGGAUUGAAGAGGACAGUUGCCCUCUCAACUUUGAGAAGAUAUGGUACGAAGCUCCAAUAUGUGCCGCCACAAUGCAGAGCUACCACUUGGCCUGCAUUUUAUUACUGACAAACCAGCCUCAAGAAUCCACAGCUGUCCGCUCGUCGGUCUCUGCCCGCCUGGACUCAUACCGGCAAAGUGAGCGCGAGGCUCUUCGUCACGCUCGCGAGAUCUGUGGCAUCAGCCUGACGAACCCUCCAGAUUCUGUACGAGUGCAUUCCGUUCAGGCCCUUUUCGUGGCGGGCCAAGUAUUCACCGAUUCGCGAGACCUUGAAGUUGUCGUAGAAUUGCUGUCAGGUAUUGAGCGGGACCUUGGGUGGACAACAAGCCAUCAUGCUUCUCGGAUCGCAGAGUUGCUGGCUAGACGGAGCAGCGACAGGAAUGCAGAAUGGAUUUUCGCCUAA
Molecule: messenger RNA, 1857 nt
Organism: Trichoderma reesei QM6a
Lineage: Eukaryota; Fungi; Ascomycota; Sordariomycetes; Hypocreales; Hypocreaceae
Exons: 5
Coding region: 1-1857 (618 amino acids)
Biological process (GO): positive regulation of transcription by RNA polymerase II
Cellular component (GO): nucleus
Molecular function (GO): DNA-binding transcription factor activity, RNA polymerase II-specific; zinc ion binding; transcription cis-regulatory region binding
Source: RefSeq, a predicted model, not a curated record